ACUGUUUCUGUGUAACAUUAAGCACGGCUUGCGAGCGGCGGUAAGUACCGACUAAUUUACGGCGCUGAGGCUCGUCUUCUCUUCGUGUUUACACACACACACACACACACACACAGUUGUGGCGAUAGAUUACUGUCAUACUCCCGUUUUCUUUCUGGAAAUCAUCAUGUUCCUCGAUAUUUCUAUAAUUUGACUGUGGCAAAAUAAUUGCGUGUAUACACACAGUGAGUGUGUGUUUGUGUUCGCAUACUCUCUGUGUAAACUAAGUGUGUGCGUGCCUAUUAUAUACAAGUAGUAUGUCGUUACUGUCUGUGUGUAAAUGUGCAUAAAUAUACCCCUGUAUACAUACAGUGCGUAUGUGUGUGUUUGUGUUAUGUACAGGCUGUACUCUGGGUGCUGUGUGUGUGUAUACUCUGUUCAUGCUGUGCGUACACACUGUAUGUGUCCGUAUAAAAUAUUACCUUCAAACGUGUUUAUAUAAUAUAUACGUACACGUGUAUGUAUAGAUAGAUAGAUUAUCUAUACACUCGCGCGCGAGCGCACUGUACAUACUCCGUGUGUUCAGUAAUGAAGGCAGGACCGCCUCACACUAAUCGGGCUGAUUAAAAAUUCCUGCGCGCGGAGCCGGAAAUCGCGCCUCCCUCCAUUCCUUCCACUUUUACUUUAUUUCUGCUCCGCGCUCGCGGCCGGGACUUGCUGGGGCACCGCAGCCGGACUCGGGCGCUCGGGCGGAGGGAGCGGAACGGAACGGAACGGAGCCUCUCCCUGGAAAGCCGCCGCGUUGGCUCUUAUUUCCUACUGGAAUGAGGGAGAGACGGAGGUGGUGGAGAAGGAGGAGGAGGGGAGUGAUGAGUCAAUACAACUAAUAAUUUAAUGGGCACGCGGAGGGAGAGGAGCUUAGAGACAGAGAGAAAGGAAGAGAGAGAAAGGGGAGAACGGCGAAGCAGAGCUCCGUCCAGCCCCGGAUGAACACGAGCGCUAGCCGGGCUGUCAUGCGCUUUCAGCGGACAUAAUCGGGUUCGGAGGUCGCGUAGCGAGCGCCACUUUGUAUACCUGUGUGCGCGGCGCGUCGAGCAUCACGCGGGUCCCUUCCUGCUCUCUUCGUCAUCCUCCUCUCCGCGGUCAUCCCCGGGACCGGGGGGGCGAUGAACCUCCAGCGCCGCUGCCACCGCCACGCUCCUCGGUUGAGCUCCGGGACCGACACGACGCCGCGCUGAUCCGACGUCCGCUCUCCGGCUUUUCUCCUCUCCAUCUCGGCGCCGGAGCUCGUCCCCCAAACUCCCCGGGAGAGCAGCUCGUACUUCCGAAUGCACAUGUGUCCGUAAUUCUGCAAAUAAACUUUUUUUUUUUUUUUUUUUUUUUUUUUCCCCCUCGCAGCUUUCGCUCGGUAGGUCGCUGCAUUGUGCUGGACGUGUUAAUACCAUAACAGCAUCCGCGGUGAAAGCAGCGCUUUUCUGCUGUUUCGUCAACCCGAGCGCCGCUCAUCACCGCGCUCCUGCUCGCUCAUCACUCGCUGAACAUAUUUAUUUUCUGUUUUUUUUUUUUUUUUUUCCUUCUUCGGGGAAAAGGACCAUUUGAAUCAGGGAGAAACUGCUCGGCAGAACAGAAGACUGCUUUUAAUGUCCUUUGUGGCGCAGAGGCCACGGAAACUUUGCGGGGGGGCUUUGAUUCCGAUCUGACGGAGUUCGGAUUCGGGGAAAGGACCACCUGCACGGGUUGUAUGUGCCCCGCGCUUCUCAGGUGCCGACUUUUUUUUUCCCCUCCAGGUGACCGUGAGUGGUGGCACUGGGAAUGAUGGACCACCUCAAUGAAGCAUGCCUUGGGAAGGAGAACUCUGAGCUGCCCAGUAGCAUCGGAGAGCCCAAGGGACCCCCGGCCAAGAUGGCCCGGCUGGAGCAGAACGGCAGCCCCCUGGGGAGGGCUCGUCUGGGAAGCACAGGGGCAAAGCUGUCAGGCAUCUCACUCAAGCCCUCAGGACACCUUGUCAAGUCUUUUCACAAGAGAGGCAACAUGCUGCCCGUGUUCUGUGUCGUGGAGCACCAUGAGAGUCCUGUUGAGUUUGUGGACAGCAGAGAAGAACAUGCUGAGUUUGUGCUGGUGAGGAAGGACAUGCUCUUCAACCAGUUGAUAGAAAUGGCCCUGCUGUCCCUCGGCUACUCCCAUAGCUCUGCAGCCCAGGCCAAAGGUUUGAUCCAGGUGGGCAGGUGGAACCCCGUCCCCCUGUCGUAUGUGACGGAUGCCCCUGACGCCACAGUGGCAGACAUGUUGCAGGAUGUGUAUCAUGUGGUCACCCUGAAGAUCCAGCUGCACAGUUGUCCUAAGCUGGAGGACUUGCCCCCAGAGCAGUGGACCCACUCCACAGUAAGGAAUGCCCUGAAGGAGUUGCUCAAAGACAUGAACCAGAGCUCCUUGGCAAAGGAAUGCCCCUUAUCACAGAGUAUGAUUUCGUCCAUUGUGAACAGCACUUACUAUGCAAACGUCUCCGCAGCCAAAUGCCAGGAAUUCGGCCGCUGGUAUAAACACUUCAAGAAGACAAAAGAUAUGAUGGUCGUGUGCCAACCCUCUCAGCUGGAGGGCUACCUGGGCACCUGUGUCCUCCUUGACAGCCCCCGUGCCAACACAGUAGCGGAGAUGGACAGCCUAUCGGACCUUCCCCCACCAGGCGCCAACCACGUGAGCUACAGCCAGCAGCCCAUACCAGGCAGCACCGCAGAGCAGCCCCCGUCUUCGCCUGCUCCGCUGUCCCAUGGUGGCCAGCCUUCGGUCCGUGCUCAGCUGCCCGGUCUACACCCUGGCCUGGUGUCCACGCCCAUCAGCCCACAGUUGGUGAACCAGCAGCUUGUCAUGGCGCAGAUCCUUAACCAGCAAUAUGCUGUCAACCGCCUCUUGGCCCAGCAGUCCCUCAGCCAACAGUAUCUGAAUCACCCACCUGUCAACCGGGCCCUUGGCAAACCACUGGAGCCACAGGGUGCUGCCAGUGCCGAAGUGUCCUCUGAGAUCUACCAAUGGGUGCGUGAUGAGCUGAAGAGGGCAGGCAUCUCCCAGGCUGUGUUUGCUCGCGUGGCCUUUAACAGGACACAGGGGCUGCUGUCAGAGAUCUUGCGCAAGGAGGAGGACCCGAAGACGGCAUCGCAGUCCUUGCUAGUGAACUUGCGUGCAAUGCAGAGCUUCCUGCAGCUGCCCGAAGCCGAGCGUGACCGUAUCUACCAGGACGAGCGUGAACGGAGCCUGAGCGCCGCUUCGGCCAUGGGCCCCGCACCACUCAUUAGUGCUCCGUCUCCCCGACCCACCCAGCCUAGGAGGGAAGACUGCAGCAAUGCCAGGCAGGACGAGUGGCACCCGCGCAUCCCUGUCGGAGUCUCUCCUGCAAAGUUGUCGCCACUCCCCAGCGAGCGGAACGGGAAGUCCGAGAGCUGCGUGCUGAACAUCACUGCCUCCAUUUACGAUGAGAUCCAGCAGGAGAUGAAGCGUGCCAAGGUGUCGCAGGCCAUGUUCGCUAAGGUGGCUGCCUCCAAAAGCCAGGGUUGGCUCUGCGAGUUACUGCGCUGGAAGGAGGACCCGUCUCCAGAGAACCGGACCCUAUGGGAGAACCUCUCCAUGAUUCGCCGCUUCCUCAGCCUGGCCCAGGCAGAGCGCGAUGCUAUAUAUGAGCAGGAGAGCAGCGGGGGCCAGCAGCACCACACUGAGCGGCCGGCCCAUCACCUGCAUGUCCCCACAGACCCCACACAGUGUCAGUCCCAUCAGCCCCAGCAGCAAUCCCCGCUGGCCCAGCAGCACCCGCCCCAGGCCUCACUUUCCCAGCAGCCCCUGCAGCAGUCACCGCAGCAAGCAGGGCCGCGGCUACCCCCUCGGCAGCCCUCCACGGCCUCACCUGCGGAGUUGUCGGAGGACAAGGCGCGGCCAGGCAGCAGGAUCUCGCUGGAAGCCCUGGGCAUCCUGCAGAGCUUCAUCCAGGAUGUGGGGCUACAUCCGGACGAGGAGGCCAUCCACACGCUGUCUGCCCAGCUGGACCUGCCCAAGCACACCAUUGUCAAGUUCUUCCAGAACCAGCGCUUCUACGAGGGCCACCGCCAGGGCAAGCCCAAGGGCCCAGCGGGCCUCGAGCACGAGGAGCCGGAGGAGGAACAGGUUGAGGACGAAGAGGAGGAGGAAGAUCAGGCAGAUGCAGAGGAGGACGAGCUGCUCAAGGGGCUGGAUGAGAGCACGCAGACCAACAGCACCAUCUUCUCCAUCAAGAUCGAGGAGCACCUACCGGAAACCGUCCACAUUGGCUCAGGCUACGACUCAAAAGAGUAACGUUCUCGUGUUCUCUCCGCCGCAUUUUUACAGUGCCGAUGUAAUUCUAUUUAAAUAAAUUCAGUAAUACUGUGGUAUUACUACUUUUUUGUGUGUUUCCUCUUUAAUUUUGUGAAAUCCUGUAUUAUUCACUGUAAGGACUCAUGAGCAUUUAUUAACUUGCACAAAAAAGAUAAAAUGUUACGUGGAUAUUUGCCGACUGCACUUGACUUGUCCGUUGUUCUCACACUUGAUAUGAGCUACUGAUGAAGGCGCUGAAGCUUGACAGAGGACGUUUACAUUUGUGGUGUUCACUGGAUUUUUAACACGCGCGUUUGGUGGAACCAGUCGAUGACAAAGGCCUUAACGAUAGGUUGCUGGGUCUGACACCUGCUGGCAGCGUUUAGCUAUUCUUUUAAAAACAGACGAAAGGACUUCGUGAUGCUCAGAACUCUGGAACCAGAUGCCACACAGUUGCUGUGGGGAGUGAGCCUCCCUUUUCUAAUAUUAUUUGUUUGGAAGAAAUAGAUGUAUAAAUAAAGACGUAUAUUAACUGUAAAAAGAAUACAGUUCAAAUAAACUAUGCCAACAAAUGCCUUGUACAAUAUGGCACUGCCGUAGUUUGAAUUUUUUUGCAAAAAUUUUGUCGCUGUAACUUUCCCAGUCUUCACACAGUUUGAAAAUGUGAAAAGCAAUCUUUUGUUCUCCUAUACUAUUUAUUUGCAGGUCCUGCAGCAGUUUUUUGUAUUUUUUUUUUCUGUUGCAUAACCUUUUUUUCUUUUUUGACUAUUUAUAAAUGUCAUUUUGGUGGGCAGUUAAAACAAGUGUCUUAAAAGUUUUAAAUGGGGAAGUGUGCUUUAUAAAAGUCGCCUAUAAAAAAGUGCUAUAUGUUCGAGCAGCUCGUGCUACAAGCUUCACUAAAAAUGUUGUAUGCAAUUUUUACUAUCAUGCAAAUAUGCUUAGGUCAAUUACUAACCCAUAGGACACAUUAGAGGGGGAAAACAUAUGCAAUAUAUGUUACAAUUAAUGUUUUCAGUGUGUCUUCCUUUAGUUUGGUAUCUGAAGCUACUCCUGUACAAAUAUACUGUAUAAAAAGUGUUUCUUUUAAUGCGUUUAUUGAAAUGAGAACAUCGGUUAUUUUGUACCAACUGUGAGGUUUUUUCUUUGUUUUGUUUUUUUUCUCUCCAUUUUCAAUAUGCAGAAAUGACCUAACUAGGCGUGAAUAUUGAUUGAAAACACAAUGAAACUGUUUGUAUUGUACAGCAAAUUCUUGGUAUUUAUAAAACACCCAACUUGAAUGGCAUUUCUUGAGAAAUGUUUCUAUUAAACAGUUGCAUUAUUACAUAUUUAACAUUCAGUUUUUAGCCGUUUCACUCGAAUACUGUUCAGUAUAAAUCUAGAUAUGAGUUAUACUUUCUGUUAACGUUUUGUGUAUGUCUUGAUUGAAAUGCAAGCCCAGAAGUCCUUUUUUUUUUAUGCCACUUGUUUGAGUUCGACGGAGUGAGAUCUCCAAGGUCUUUGUCUUGAGCUCUGUACACCUCACACUGUUUUGGAAAGCUAUGCACCCAGCAGCGACCGUGGGGAAUCGGGUCGACUCGCAGUGGACUGUGGUGUCGAGAGCGGUUCUCGCCCCGUCUUCACGUGAUGGCUGGAGUGCGUCGUGGGGGACGACAUCCCUUCUGUACACCGACUUUAACCGUCGCCAACUUGUUUGCAUGUCUUUGUCCCGAUGAGAGAAAGUAGGUUUCUCGCACACUUUGUCUUGCUGCGGUUAUUUUUAACAUCGUUCUGACUUUUGAUUUGCAACAGAAAAUAAAUGGUCGACU
This is a messenger RNA of Scleropages formosus (Asian bonytongue), 6101 nucleotides long. RefSeq names its product SATB homeobox 1a (gene satb1a). The transcript has 13 exons. Lineage: Eukaryota; Metazoa; Chordata; Actinopteri; Osteoglossiformes; Osteoglossidae. The record is from RefSeq and is a predicted model, not a curated record. Gene Ontology annotation, biological process: chromatin remodeling; regulation of transcription by RNA polymerase II. The coding region runs from base 1792 to 4296 and encodes 834 amino acids. Gene Ontology annotation, molecular function: RNA polymerase II cis-regulatory region sequence-specific DNA binding; DNA-binding transcription factor activity, RNA polymerase II-specific.